This is a messenger RNA of Aspergillus alliaceus, 2781 nucleotides long. RefSeq names its product crossover junction endodeoxyribonuclease. Gene Ontology annotation, molecular function: 5'-flap endonuclease activity; crossover junction DNA endonuclease activity. The transcript has 2 exons. The record is from RefSeq and is a predicted model, not a curated record. Bases 108 to 2759 code for a protein of 883 amino acids. Lineage: Eukaryota; Fungi; Ascomycota; Eurotiomycetes; Eurotiales; Aspergillaceae.
CAAGCUCAUAGUUACAAUAUCCGAGAUUCUUCACAUAUUUCCCCUUUCAGUGGCUGUAUUUUAGGUGCUUUGGUGUUUCAAAUGAGUAUUUUUGAUCUUCUGUCUUCAUGGGGAUCCCUGGACUCAUCAAUGCAAUUGGACCCGGAGAGCGCAUUUCCCUGUCAAAAUUGGCGAUAACUCAUUUGGAGCGAACUAGAACACCAAUUCGAAUUGCAGUUGACAUUUCAAUAUGGCUAUUCCAGGUGCAAGCAGGCCGUGGCGGCAAAAACCCAGAGCUUCGGACACUGUUUUAUAGGUUGCUAAAAUUUUUGGCUCUACCUGUUCACCCCUUAUUUGUUUAUGAUGGGAAGCACAAGCCGCCUUUUAAGAGGGGUAAAUCCACGGGAAGUAGUUACGGGAGCGCACCCAUCAUUGGACUUUCCAAAACCUUGGUCGAUCUCUUCAGGUUUCCCCGCCAUGAUGCGCCAGGGGAGGCGGAGGCCGAGUGCGCGAGACUGCAGAGAGCCGGCGUUGUCGAUGCGGUGAUGAGCAAUGAUGUUGACACGCUUAUGUUUGGGUCGACUCUGACCAUUAUGAAUUUCUCUAAGGAGAGUGGUAGUGGCACAACCGCUGCGACGCACGUUACAUGUUAUGAAAUGGGUAACCUGAACCAAUCUUCGUGCUCAAGGCUUGACCGUGCUGGUAUGAUCCUAUUCGCUAUGCUAAGUGGAGGCGAUUAUUUACCUUCUGGGGUCCCGAAGUGUGGUAGCAAGCUUGCUGCAGAAAUUGCAAGAGCAGGGUUUGGUGAAGAUCUUUUAGAGCUUCUUGACGCUGGAGAGUCUGAGUUCGAUAUAAAGCUGAACGAGUGGAGAGAAAGGCUUCAGUACGAGCUAGAAGCGAACGAAAGUGGCUACUUCCAGACCAAACACAAAGCUGUUCGAAUCCCGAAAACAUUCCCAGACAGAACAUUACUGUCAUAUUAUGCCCAACCUAUUGUAUCAAAUUCGAAGAGUCUCGAAGUUUUGCAACGUCGUCUAGUGGGUGCCUGGGAUCAGGAUAUUGAUGCUUUGGAAUUAAGAAGAUUUGCUGCGGAUACUUUCGAAUGGAACUAUCGUUCUGGGGCAAGAAAAGUGAUCAGGUUACUUGCCGAGCCCCUUGUUUCUUAUCGACUUCGCCUCCGCAGAGAAGUGACGGCAUUUCCUUUCCGAUUAUCUGAAAGCAAUGCGCCGAUGCUCCAAAAAGUUCACAAGAGCCGGACAAGUUUCAGUACAGACGGUCUAACAGAGCUACAACUCGAUUUUGUCCCUAUUGAUGUUGUUGGUUUGGAUUUGCUUGCUGAAGAGCCUAAUCCCCCGCUUCCUGCCCCAGAAACGACAGCCACGGGCGAUGAAGAGGAGGAUGCAGAAGUCAACGUUGAGCCUGCACCGCAAUCACCAGCUAAGAAGCAUGUCACAAAACGAUUUGAUCCUUAUUCCUCGGAGAAAAUAUGGGUGUUUGAAACGUUGGCUACGAUAGGUAUCCCGGAAGUUGUGCAAGCCUGGAAGCAGGAAGAGUCUGAGAAGGCCUCUGCGCCUAAGAAGUCAAGUAAUAAUCGGAAGACAGGGCCUAAGAACAAGGGACCGAUCGAUCCAGGUAUGAAAAGAGGAAGUAUCCUGAAAUAUGGCACACUCACCAAGGAACGAUCCAAUAUCUCGCAAUUUAAACAAGCGCAACUCUUUGAGGCAGCAAUAUCAUCGACGUCAACACCAAAGAAGCAAAAUUCACCGAGCUUUCAAGGCUCCCCAGGCUUACAAAACGCUUCUAGAGGAUUAUCUAGCCACAUCGUGAAUCACCAGCGGGAAAUGUCGCCUGUCAGUCGACGUCAAGACUUUGAUGAUUUAACUGAUAUGUUGACUUUGUGUUAUAUAUCACCUAAUGGAGACAUCAAACGACAUCCGGUGGCCAAUCGGUCACCCCUCAGAGGGAGACGUGGAGCUUUUCUCUCGAGUGAUAUCGAGAUAGAGGCUUUGGAGAUGUCAGGCGCAGAACCUUUUGACUGCCCCUCAUCUCCGCUAUCUACAGGAAGAACCUGCAUAAGUUAUUCCAAUGCUAGCUACAACGACCUAAUAUUAGCAGAUAGCAUUGAGCAUGUUUCCCCUGAACAUGUAAACCGCACCAACAAGCCGAAGCUCGAUCAGAGUUCAUCCGGAUCUUGGAGUCCUCAUAGAGUCCGAAAACUGGAGCAGGCCAUGUCGUCGUUACUGUUGAAUGAUGAUAAACCACAUGGAUCUAUAAGAGACCGACCACACUCAUCGAAAAUUGUCAUACCCGCUGCUAAGCCACAAUCAAGAAGACCAGAGGCUCAAAAACCAUACUACGACUUGGCAGCUCCCAAAGUUUCGGAUCAUGCUUUCACAGACCUAGGAGAAGCUAGCCCGUCUAGUGUGCAGGAUCUUCUGAAGAAAAUGGCACCUGGAAGGCGUGCAACGCAACGUAAAAGUAGCGCAGAUACUCAGAUAGCACCAAAGGGAUGCAAGAAGGACACUCUAAGUCCUUCAAAGGUGCAAACAACGCUGGAGAAUCCAAAGGAUGAAAAGACAGACACCCACAAACCCACUUCCUAUGCGAGGUCUGUUGUCGUGUGCGAUGGAUACUGGACGCUAGAGACAACCGCAGAAUUUGAGCUGGCCUCAGAUGAGUUAAACCCCGAGGUCGAUAACAACAACAACACCGACGAUCGUUCAAGGAAUCGCAGAAAAAAGAAGCGGUUUCCACGCGUGAGCAUAUUGGAUCUUAGCUGAACCAACAUGCCUGGUGCUUUGG